Molecule: messenger RNA, 992 nt
Organism: Rhodamnia argentea
Lineage: Eukaryota; Viridiplantae; Streptophyta; Magnoliopsida; Myrtales; Myrtaceae
Product: gamma-interferon-responsive lysosomal thiol protein
Molecular function (GO): oxidoreductase activity, acting on a sulfur group of donors, disulfide as acceptor
Source: RefSeq, a predicted model, not a curated record
AACAAACAGAAUCGACCCAUACAGCUAAUGCUCCAUUAAAGCACUUAGCACUGUGAACUUGAAGAAGAGAGAGAAAGAGAAAGGGGAGGAGAGAUGGGCAACGGCAGCUUUUCUUUCUACUCUCACCUGGUGCUCCUGCUGCUGCUGCUGCUCGCAUCUCCGUCGCAGUCGGACCGGAGAGUCGCGCUCAGCCUCUACUACGAGGCCCUCUGCCCCUACUGCGCCAACUUCAUCGUCAACUCGCUCUCCAAGGUGUUCGACACGGGCCUCAUCUCCAUUGUCGAUCUCAGGCUCAUCCCUUGGGGCAACGGCUGGAUCUCGCCGGAUGGCUCCCUCUCGUGCCAGCAUGGACCAGAUGAAUGCCUACUAAAUGCCAUUGAAGCCUGUGCCAUCACCAUCUAUCCGGAUGUGACCCGGCAUUUCAGAUUCAUCAAUUGCGUGGAGCAAUUGACCCUGCAGGGCAGGCACGGCGAGUGGUCCAAGUGCUUGGGCACGACUGGCCUCGGCAAUGCUCCGGUCGAUUGUUAUAACAGAGGCUAUGGAAAUAAGCUUGAGCGGAGGAAUGCCCAGGAAACCGCUCGUCUCAAUCCGCCACACAAAUUUGUCCCGUGGGUGCUCGUUAACAAUCGACCACUCCAGGAGGAGUUCCCAAAUUUCGUGAGCUAUGUAUGCAAGGCCUACAGAGGAGCCCACGUGCCGGCAGCAUGCAAGUCGAUUCCGGCAACCGUUGUUUCCUCUGGCGAGGAGAUUAGGUCCAGUUCGGUUUGCUAUGCAAGCCAAGCACGAAACGUUACUCCUGGGCUCCAAUAACAAAAUGGUAUUAAAUUUACCAAAAUGCAAAAGAAAAGCAAAAAGAAGAAGAAGAUGGUAUUAAUGUUUAUUUAUCUCUCUAAGGAGUGAUUACAGCUAGUUUGUCGUGCAAUAGAAUGGUGAUGUAGACACGAUUGAUUUGCAUCUAAUAAUAUAUGAUGCUGCUAAAGUCAGCUUUGGUU